UUGAUUGUUACGUUAUUGCGUUCAGCGGCCAGUUUAUUAUUUAGUUAAAAACUAUAAAAAUUGAACAAAUGCCGAGAUGAACAAUCUUUUGAGACAAGGACAACGCCUGGCCUUGGUUUUACCGGCUGCUGCUCAACAACAAAUCCACACCACAGCCGUGCACCGGACAUUCUGGGAGCGCGAAAAGAAAUCGGGCUACAAGACCAAGUUGCCGGAACCCUCAAAGAAGCAGCUCAUCAUAGACGGAUUAAAAUAUCUCAAGGAGGAGAUCAAGCUCUGGCGCAAGGAGGUCAAAGAGCACCUGGAGAGUGACCCGAUAUUGGUGUUCCGGCCGGGUGAAACGGAUGUGGUCUUUGACUUCAAGUCGCCCAAUGUGCUGGACAACUGGACGGUGACCACGGAUGCGGAUCACGGUGAGGGCAAGAGCACUGCAUCGCUGGAACUAAGUGCAGCAGGAGCGGGACUCUUCCACGGCGAAGUGAACUCGGAUCACACCAAAGAUGGCAUUAUCAAGAGGACGGGCUAUGCGAAUAUUCGUACAAAGAGAGUGCGGAAAUCCUUUAAGCGAGAGUCCACCUACGACUGGACGCAAUACAACAUGCUGAUAAUGAAAGUGCGAGGCGAUGGACGCAGCUACCUGAUCAACCUGCACACCGAGGGCUACUUCGAUCUGAUGUGGAACGACAUCUACCACUAUGUGCUGUAUACCCGCGGUGGACCCCACUGGCAGAUUGCCAAGAUACCCUUCUCCAAGUUCUUCAUGUCCUCCAAGGGACGUGUCCAGGAUCGCCAGAGCGCCAUUCCUUUGAACAGGGUGACACACUUUGGUUUCUCGGUGGCUGCCAAGAAGGGAAUGGAUGGACCCUUUGGCUUGGAAAUAGACUAUGUUGGAUUGCAGUAUGAUCCCAGCCAUCACGAGGAGUUUGCCUAUGAGAUGUACCAGACGCCCAAGUACAUUGUGGCUACGUAGCGUUACGUAGCGCGUUACGUUACGGCAACAGUGUUAUUUAAUUGUUAAAGAAUGUGUGAAAUACAGUAAAUAAUGAUUUACA
Molecule: messenger RNA, 1052 nt
Organism: Drosophila serrata
Lineage: Eukaryota; Metazoa; Arthropoda; Insecta; Diptera; Drosophilidae
Gene: CIA30
Product: complex I intermediate-associated protein 30
Biological process (GO): mitochondrial electron transport, NADH to ubiquinone; mitochondrial respiratory chain complex I assembly
Cellular component (GO): mitochondrion
Source: RefSeq, a predicted model, not a curated record